CGUAAUCAGAGUGGACCAGGCGGUAGGAUUUACGGUGCAACCAGCACGGCUGCAGUAUUUACGGUAACGAGGGUCGGCCCUGGCGGCGGUAUUUACGGUAACGGGGGGCCGGCCCCGGUGGCGGCUUUUACGGUAACGGGGGACGGCCCGGAAGGCGGUAUUUACGGUAACGGGGGCCAGGCUCGUGGAGGCCCGUCGGCGCGGCCGGCUCGCCGCGUUAUCAGGUGAUCUCCAGCCCGAGCGGCUGCCACCCCCUGCACCCGGCGGAAAAUGCAAAAUGGCCCUCCGGGACAGUGAGGGGCCGUGGCCCUCUGCCCGGGCCCGCCGCACCCCCAGCCCGCAGCCUGCGGGCGGUAGCGUCGCGCCGGGUGCGGGUGCAGCCCCCUCCCGCCCCUCCGCGGGGGCCCCGGCCUGAGCCCCGAGCGCCCCGCGCCCUCGCGUCCACAUGGGUCUGUGCUACAGUCUGCGGCCGCUGCUCUUCGGGGACCCGGAGGACGUCCCCCACGCCGCCUCGGAAGCGCCUGCGGAGGACGCGCGGCCCGGCCCGGUGCCGGCCCCGACCCCGGCCUCGGCCCCGACCCGGCUAGGGGGAGGCGCGGCCCAGACCCCGCUCCCUCGGGGCGCCGGCGAGAGCCCGGCGUGCACGCGGCCCAAAGCCGCCCCGAAGAAGGAGCGGCGACGGCGGCCGGAGCAGCUACGCGCGGAGGAGCGCGAGGCGGAGCGGGAGGCGAGGAAGGUCAGCAGGAACAUCGACCGCAUGCUCCGCGAGCAGAAGCGCGACCUGCAGCAGACCCACCGGCUCCUGCUGCUGGGCGCUGGUGAGUCGGGGAAAAGCACUAUCGUCAAACAAAUGAGGAUCCUGCAUGUCAAUGGAUUUAAUCCUGAGGAAAAGAAACAGAAAAUCCUGGACAUCCGGAAAAAUGUUAAAGACGCUAUUGUGACAAUUGUUUCUGCUAUGAGUACUAUCAUACCUCCAGUUCCACUGGCCAACCCAGAAAACCAGUUUCGAUCAGACUAUAUCAAGAGUAUAGCUCCUAUCACUGACUUUGAAUAUUCCCAGGAAUUCUUUGAUCACGUGAAGAAGCUUUGGGAUGAUGAAGGCGUGAAGGCGUGCUUUGAGAGGUCCAACGAAUACCAGCUGAUAGACUGCGCACAAUACUUCCUGGAAAGAAUCGACAGUGUCAGUCUGGUGGACUACACACCCACAGACCAGGACCUUCUCAGAUGCCGAGUUCUGACAUCAGGGAUUUUUGAGACCCGAUUCCAAGUGGACAAAGUAAACUUUCACAUGUUUGAUGUCGGCGGCCAGAGGGACGAGAGAAGAAAAUGGAUCCAGUGCUUUAAUGAUGUCACAGCUAUCAUUUAUGUUGCGGCCUGCAGCAGCUACAACAUGGUGAUUCGGGAAGAUAACAACACCAACAGGCUCAGAGAGUCCCUGGACCUUUUCGAAAGCAUCUGGAACAACAGGUGGUUACGGACCAUUUCUAUCAUCUUGUUCUUGAACAAACAGGAUAUGCUGGCAGAAAAAGUCUUGGCGGGGAAAUCAAAAAUUGAAGAUUAUUUCCCAGAGUAUGCAAAUUAUACUGUUCCUGAAGAUGCAACACCAGAUGCAGGAGAAGAUCCCAAAGUUACACGAGCCAAGUUCUUUAUCCGAGACCUGUUUUUGAGGAUCAGCACAGCGACAGGGGACGGCAAACAUUACUGCUACCCACACUUUACCUGUGCCGUGGACACCGAGAACAUUCGCAGAGUGUUCAAUGACUGCCGUGACAUCAUCCAGAGGAUGCACCUCAAACAGUACGAACUCUUGUGAGGCAGCCCUGGGGCAGGUGGGCGCGCCUUCUGGCACCUUCUCUCCACCUGCCUCUCCUCCCUUGGCCACCCCACCAGGUGGAACAUUUAUUCCAGGAUUGUCUGUCAGCCCUAAGCCAUGGUAGAAAGUAGGGAGUUCCCGGUUUCAUCCAGCUGCUGCCCUGUCCUGUUCUGACCUGUGUGACCACCAAGCCUCUGGCUACCUCUGUUCCCCUCAGGUUUGGUUUGUAGCUUUCGUUUUCACUGAACACAACCUUCCACAGCCUCCCCAACCCCACCAAUUUGUGUCGCUGCAAACCAGCACUCUCACUUGGGUGGUGCUGCAGUGAAACCCCUCUGGGUGAGGGCCCCUUUCAGUCAUCCAUUCAGUGAUUUCUUGAUUCUGCAGGAACUUGAUAAAGGGGGGAGAAAUGACACUUUUUUCUGACUUAUCAGGCAUGAUUGUAGUGGCAGGGGUAUGAGGCGGUGAGCCGCAUGCGUGGGCAAGUGGCCACCUCUCCCGAGCUGCACUGGCCCAGGAGCGAGGCUAGACCCCAAGUCACAGGGUGGAGAGAAACCCGUUUCAAUCAUAUCUGAGUCGCUGCCAACCUCAGGCAUUAAGUUAGACCUACUCUGAGCAGACAACCUACUACAUUCACCACUGCAAAGUGUGUCCUGUCUACACAUGAUUCUCUAGAGUGUGAUAUGCUUGGACAAGAGUCUCCCUUCAUAUAUUCUUGUUGUUGUUUUACUGCUGCUUUAUUAUAACUGUACAGACCACAAAAUGUAAUAUUAUUUUCUAUAAUUACUCAAAAAUCCUUGUAGAUCUUUGUGCCUCGAUCAGGCUGUAUCUGUAAAAGAAACGUGUUUUUAUCGUGCUGAACCGCUAAAUGUCAACAUUACCUGCUGCUUGCUCUAAAAAAGAGAAUGGUGUGUGUAGAAUUUAGGAUAUUCUUCAGGUUAGUGCUUUUAAAAAUAUCUUUGAUUAAAUAUAUAUAUGCAUAUAUAUAUAAAUUAUCCACAUUAAUCAUUCACCUCUUACAAAUAAUUUUGUACCAACAUCACAAGCUUUUCAAGAACCAAGGAUUUUUUUUCCUCCAGACAAUAUGUCUUUUGAUUAUUUUCCUAUUUAAAGACUUUUUACAAGUUCCCUGAGUGGAAAUAGGUCAACCAUUCCCUUUAGUCAAAGUUUUCGAACCACUUACUUGGGCCACAGCUUCCAGUGUAAACAAAGAGCAAGAAGAUGACAGGUGUCUGUGUUCGUGUCCAGCCCAAGAGAGUCAAAGGAUGGCAUCUCCAUUUGCCUGCUCUCAAGAAGAAAUAUUACACAACCUUUAUUUGGAAGACAAAGUCAAAAUAUAUGGCUGUUUCUCACACUCGAAAGGUUUGUAAAUGCAGCGUCAGAAGUUAUCGUACAGCGCAGUAUCUAGAAAGCAAGAAUCGCGAUAGCGGUGAUGCUUCAUAUUCUACCCACAGCCACAACUUUGAGGGUCAUUGCCUUAGGUGCGAGAUAAUCUGCAAAGAUGGCCAAAGGUGGAUUUCAACAAUACAAACCCAGAGGUGACAGCCUCGCUGACAUGACUUCAUUUCCUUUUAGUCUUUAGUAUUGUCAAGUUUACUCUAUAAGUAGGCAUUUUGUAAUCCUUUAUAAAUGCAUCCAGACUGAAA
Molecule: messenger RNA, 3459 nt
Organism: Acinonyx jubatus (cheetah)
Lineage: Eukaryota; Metazoa; Chordata; Mammalia; Carnivora; Felidae
Gene: GNAL
Product: G protein subunit alpha L
Exons: 12
Coding region: 446-1813 (455 amino acids)
Biological process (GO): adenylate cyclase-modulating G protein-coupled receptor signaling pathway
Cellular component (GO): heterotrimeric G-protein complex
Molecular function (GO): G-protein beta/gamma-subunit complex binding; GTP binding; G protein-coupled receptor binding
Source: RefSeq, a predicted model, not a curated record